This is a messenger RNA of Zingiber officinale, 897 nucleotides long. RefSeq lists its product as uncharacterized. Lineage: Eukaryota; Viridiplantae; Streptophyta; Magnoliopsida; Zingiberales; Zingiberaceae. The transcript has 2 exons. The record is from RefSeq and is a predicted model, not a curated record. Bases 33 to 740 code for a protein of 235 amino acids.
ACAACAAGUUUUAGCAGGGAGAAAGAUAAAAAAUGGGAUCAGUUUGGGUUAGUUAUGCACCGGCGAAGAAGGACUUGGACGCCGACAGAACUCCGGCCGGACCGGGAGUCGGCGAUGGCGAUGGAUCCCAUACUCAUGCUGUCGACAAGCGGCAACUGCUGCCGGUAAAUGAAGAUUUGGUACUUCAACGCUCGAGAACCCCGACUCCGUCGUCGAUCGGUGACGGCGACGGAGCUCAUCAUUAUGCAAUCGACGAGAGCCAACUGCCAGAGGAUGGAGCAUCGAGAUCCGAGGGCUCAGGAGCUCUGACUAAGCCACCAAUCAAUGACGGUGGUGGAGCUCAUCAUAAUGCAAUCGACGAGAGCCAACCGCCGGCGGAUGGAGCGUCUAGAUCCGAUCUCUCAGGAGCUCCGACUACGCCACCUAUCAAUGAGAACCAAUCGCCAACGGAUGAAGCCUCGAGAUCCGAGCUCAUAGGAACUCCGACUAAACCACCGACCAAAGACGGCGGUGGAGCUAGUCAUAAUGCCAUAAACGAGAGCCAAAAACCCGCGGAUGAAGCCUUGAGAUCCAAACACUCGAGAACGCCGACUUCACCGCCGCCCAAAGACGGAAGUGGAGCACAUCAUCAUGCAAAUAACAACAGCCAGUCUCCGACGAAUGGAGUCUUGAGAUCCAACCGCCCAAGAACUCCGCCUCCGCCGCCAAUCAAUGACGGCGGUGGAGCUCGUCAUCAUUGAUAUAUUGCAAGGAGGUGGAGAAUUUAAAAUAAGGUAAAAAGAAUAAAUGUAUAGUCAGUUUGUUAGAUGUAAUUUUAUUUUAUAUUAAAUGUCAAAGAAAUAUAUUUUUUUCUCUUCGUAGCUUAAGGUUUGUUUUUCCUAACAUUAUUAUAUUAUA